ACAACGGACACCAUACAAAACAAAAGAAACGAUAAUCUUCGCCGCUAGGGAGUUAAGUGGCAUCCACCAACGGCCGCUCAGAUGAGAGGUGGGAACAGAGGCGGCGGCAGAGGCGGUAGAGGUGGUUUCAAUAACCAGAAUAAUCGCGGUGGUGGAAGAGGGGGCGGUUUCAACAAUCAGGGUGGCAGAGGUGGAUUCAACAACAAUAACAGAAACAACAACGGCGGAAACAACAAUCGGGGAAGAGGUGGGUUUAACAACACUAACAACAACAACAACAGAAACAAUAAUGGCGGCAGAGGGGGGUGUAAUAAUAACAACAACAACCGCGGUGGAAAAGGCGGUGGCUUCUUCAACAACAAGGGAAACAACAAUAAAAACAACAACAAUAACAACAACGGCAAUGGCAAGAACGGCAAGAAGAACAAGAAAGUCAAUUGGUAUCGCCCACUCCUCGAUCCAUACGACUUCGAAGACAAUUCGGCCAGGGUGUUGUGGGGCUGGGGGUUUGACAGCAGUAAGGCCCCGGAACCCGAGGAUAUAGAGAUGACGGACGCGCCUCCAUUGAAGGAUCCCGAGCCUGAAGAUGAUCUUACCAUGGGAGGCGUCUCUGAUGACAAGGACUCUGAUGUCUCGAUGGGGGGCUGGUCCGACUCAGAGUCUGAUUCGGAUACCUCGAUGGGGGGGCAGUCGGAUUGGGGAGCACAUGGGCGGCGACUGUCUGAUUCAGAUAUCUCGAUGCGAAGUUGGUCCGAUUCGGACUCUGAUACCCCCAUCGGGGCUUGUGCUAACCCAGAUACUUCAAUAGGCGAGGAGUCCGACCCAGACACCGCGGUGGGAGUCCGUUUUGAGUUGUUCAAGUCGUGCAAAGGCCGUCCUGGUACACCAGUUCCCUCGAGAAGAUCAAGCUCGAGCUCGGAAGCCUCGAGCGAUUUAUCAGAUCCGGCCUACUUACCAGACGACGAUGAGGAUCCAGAUGACGAAGAGGACCAAGACUAUGCCUCCAAGCCAGGGAAACAAGCCCCAACCGACCCUUGUGAACAGGUGUAAUCAAGAAGCUAUUGAAGGAUCCUGUUGUUGGACAUUUAACUUACCGUGGAUGGACUUGUUGUAUA
Molecule: messenger RNA, 1115 nt
Organism: Aspergillus aculeatus ATCC 16872
Lineage: Eukaryota; Fungi; Ascomycota; Eurotiomycetes; Eurotiales; Aspergillaceae
Exons: 1
Coding region: 82-1050 (322 amino acids)
Source: RefSeq, a predicted model, not a curated record